This is a messenger RNA of Parnassius apollo (apollo), 369 nucleotides long. The record is from the annotation of a GenBank genome assembly. NCBI's taxonomy places the organism in Eukaryota, Metazoa, Arthropoda, Insecta, Lepidoptera, Papilionidae.
UUGGAGGUUUUGCGUAUCGGGCAAGGAUGCAUCGACUUUUUGCUGAGCUGGAGGCCAUCUGUAACAGUCACCGAGCAAAACCUGGCAGACCGAGUUCGGUAUAUCUUGCGCUCAAAUACAUUUGAUGUCACCGAACUCGAACGGCUACGACGUGAGGCUGUUCCUUCAUCGGAUAAAAAUGCUACGGCUGAGGAUGCGGCGCCACAACUUGCACAGCAACCGGCAAGCGUGUAUGUCGCCGUGAAUACCCCAGUUUUGGUUGAUUCAAACGAUGAUGGAACAGUCGCCCAGGAACUGGAACUGGAGCAAAUGGGGAGUACAUUGGAUGAGGCGAUUUUGGGAACGCGCAGUACGCCUCUCGAAAAUUGA